AUGUCACACUAUCCGAUUUGUUUAUUGCCUGAAGACAUUUCUUACCAAUGGUUUCGUACCAGUGCUAUCAUAGAUGGACCGCAACCGAAUAUGAAUCGAGCAACCCCCAAUGUCAUGACCAACACGUCCAUGCAAGGAUGGAACGUCUUCGAUGCAACACCAUUGGGAGAAACCGGAGUCAUCCAAUCGCAUGGCGCUUUUGCAGCUACACAAUUUCCCCGCGCAGGAGCCUCCCAGACUUCCUCUCCUUUAGCAACUGGCUACGAAAGCUCAGAGUUUGAUUGUUCGCUACAAACAUCCCCUCUCGGGCUCAGCCCCAUCUCCACAUCAUCUCGAGAACACUCGUAUUCUUCACCAGACACAAGACACAAUCUCUCAGACAAAAGCUCAACCCAUCGCAAACUCGGCCGACCACGCACCAGUCGUACUCCAUUCAUGUCCCCAAGUCCUCACCGGACACCGUGCUUGCCCCACAAGCAAGUCGAGCGCAAAUACCGAGAAGGCUUGAACAUGAGCUUUGAACGACUGCGCAGGGCAGUGCCUACACUACCACGAAGUGUCAAUUCUGAUGUCAUGGGCUCUGCAAAGCCAAGUAAAGGCAUGGUGUUGGCGGCGGCAAUUGAGUAUAUUGGGAAGGUCGAGAGGGAGAGAGACGCUGCCUUGAGUAAUCUGGCGAAACGAAAAGAAAACAUGAGGGUGAUGAAUACGUAG
Molecule: messenger RNA, 711 nt
Organism: Parastagonospora nodorum SN15
Lineage: Eukaryota; Fungi; Ascomycota; Dothideomycetes; Pleosporales; Phaeosphaeriaceae
Exons: 1
Coding region: 1-711 (236 amino acids)
Molecular function (GO): protein dimerization activity
Source: RefSeq, a predicted model, not a curated record